CGCAGGCGCAGUGGGACUAGCGAAGAUGGCGAACUGUGCGUGGUUUCGCGGGUUGAAGGCGGUGGAGCGGCGGCUGUGGCCUGGCGGCUCCUACAGAAGUAACAGCUCGGCCAAGGCAGUGCCCGUCGUGGAUAGCAGCCAGGAGCCAGAUUUACCUGAGGGAACUGUCGCAAAGACAUUCUCAGCACUGCAAGCAGCAAGGCAUGAGCAAGCAGAACGGACUAUUUUGAUUAGCUGUCCUCCCAAUGUCACUGAAAAGAAAUUCUACAAAUACUUAGCGAGCUAUGGAGCGAUCAAUAAAUAUUUCUUCUAUGAAACUUUCGGCAUUUAUGCACUUGUGGAGUUCUCUAAUAAGGAAAGUAUAGAAGCAAUCCAACACUCUUCCGCUAUCCCAAGCCUCCGGCAUGAAUGUGCUAUUCCAUUCAAAUCCAGAUUUUUCAACUUGAGGAAUACCUAUCUUGGAUCGCUGACUUCCACUCAUCCUUCUCUACCACUGCUUAAACAAUCCAUCAUCCCUCUUAAUGAACUCCGACAGAAACUUUCUGGGGCCAAGAGUAUAGAUGAACAAUUGUACACUGUCCUCAACGAGAGCCAGCUUACUGAAGAGAACAUACGCCUUCGUUUCCUUGUUUGCUCCUUGCUGAAGGAAGUUGCAGCAGCUUACUUUCCAGAAUGUUCAAUUAAACCAUUUGGAUCAUCUGUGAAUAACUUCGGCAAGAUGGGCUGUGAUCUAGACAUGUUUUUGGAUCUGAACAGCAUUAGUGGAAGAAAUAACACCAAGACAGGAGGUGCUUUCUCCAUGGAGUACCAGACGAAACGGGUGGCAUCAGAGCGGGUGGUAACACAGAGCAUCCUUUCUGUGAUAGGGGAAUGCAUUGAUCAGUUUGCCCCCGGCUGUACAGGAAUGCAGAAGAUACUCAAUGCUCGAUGCCCAUUGGUGCGGUUUUCUCAUCAGCCUUCAGGAUUUCAAUGUGACCUCACUGCCAAUAAUAGAAUUGCUAUGAGAAGCACAGAACUCCUUUAUACUUAUUCUAAUAUUGACCCUCGGGUUCGGGCCCUGGUGUUCAGCAUUCGAUGUUGGGCUCGUGUCCAUGGUAUCACCAGUAGUAUUCCUGGAGCCUGGAUCACUAAUUUUUCCUUGACUAUGAUGAUUCUUUUUCUGCUGCAAAAGAGAAAUCCACCAAUUAUACCAACACUAGACCAGCUAAAAGACCUAGCAGAAGAAAAAGAUAAACAUAUUAUUGAAAGUCACGAUUGCACAUUUGCUUCUGAUAUCAAGAUCAAGCCUUCCCAAAAUGCAGAGACACUGGAGGAACUCUUACAAGAAUUCUUUGAAUUUUAUGGCUCCUUUCCUUUUAGUAAAAUGUCCAUCAAUAUCAGAAAGGGAAAGGAACAGAAUAAAUCUGAAGCAUCACCACUGCACAUCCAGAAUCCAUUUGAACAGGCACAAAAUGUUAGCAAGAAUGUUAAUCAAACCCAACUGGAUAGGUUUGUGACAGCAGCCAGAGAGAGUGCCUGGAUCUUACAGCAUGAAGAUCGAAAGCAUCCAAAUGGCAGUUCCUGGGGAUUAGCUGCCCUGCUUCUUCCCAACUCUCAGACGUUCAGUGGAAGGAGCAAAAAGAGGAGGAAACAGCCAGCCAGUGAGAGAAUUAAAAGUUUGUUGGAUUCAUUAAAGAUAAACAAUCAAGCCACUGAACAUUUGAACAGGCCAAAUGGCUUUCGAAAGUUUAGUUCCACUGUUACACGGUAGCAGCCCGCUGGAUACAAAAAAGGAGUUUGUGUCUUCUGAAAUAUUGGUGGCUCAAAUGACUAAUAAGAUGUCAAGAAUCUGAAGACUUUAAUUUAUGGAUUUUUUUGUACAAGGUGCUUCAGGGAUUAUUGAAUGAAGCAUUUAGUUGCCUGUAAUUUCCUAAACACUUAGUCUGAAUUUGUUUUAGUGAACAAUAGUGCACAAAUUGAAUUUCAUUCUAGCUAAUCCGAAGGGCAAGUGCACGACUGCAGAUGCUGAAAUCUGGAGCGGCAAACAAUUUACUGGAGGAACUCUGACAUGUUCACAGUUCCCUUCCUUCUGUCAGAUGCUGCUUACUUGCUGAGUUCCUCCAGAAGAUUAUUUGUAACUUUUGAACAGUAUUGGUUUGAAAUCCAAAAGAUGCCCUACAGAAGCAAUUCCUGUAUAUUUCUAUGUUCAAAUAAAGUUCACUGCAUGUGCCCAGAAAACUUAGAAAGGUAGAGACAAAUGUCUCGUAAUAUUAAAUUACCAGUGGUGCAUUUUUAAAUGAUCAGUAACAGUUUACGAACUUUAAAUUAGGUCUUUUUGCAUUUGUUCAUUUUUGUUAGCAUCUGUGUUUAUAAUUCCCAUCCAAAUGGAUUUUUAUAAUCUCAUUGCCUCAGCCCUUUAUAAAUGGGUAACUUUUUCCUCUUAGUGGGAAUUUAUUUUACCCUGCUGUGGCAGUAAUAAGACCAACUCUCCCAGUUUUGCACAAAUGAACUCAAUGCUUUAAGUACAAGGUAAACAUCCCAUGUUAAAAUAAAUAAUUGCUUUUAUUAAUAUGUUGCAAUGAAUAUUGAAACAAAUAUCAGACAGUUUCCAGAAGUGGAACAAUAUGAUUUAUAUCAAGGGCGUUACUUUGUAAUGCAGAUUAAAAAUAAAAUGAUAUGGGAUUUACAAAAGUAUUUUCUGGAUCUUAAGAUGUCCCAAAGGUAUUUCUUAGCUAAUGAAACUGAAGUGUAAUAACUGUUGGAAUCCAGGGUAUCAGUAUUGUAGCUUAUAUGAAGGAGGGAAAAAAAGAGCAUGUAUUAUUGGAAACUUGUAAGUAAGUUUAUCAUGUGUUUUGCAGAAGCAUUAUCAGUCACGGGUCCUUCAAGGUGUUCAGGUGGUUUACCAAAAGCUUGACCAAAGAUAUUUUUUUCAGAAUAAUCAAAAGAAUGACAGAUGCUGGAAAUUGUAAUAUAAAAAAAAUGCUGAGAAUAAAGUCAUCAGAUCAGGAGCAUCUGGGACUUAAGGUUAGAGGCCCGAUGUCUGGAAAAAAUGUCAGCAAAAAAUAGCACCAUGUUUACAGAUAUUGCAAGAUUUCAAAUCUUGAUUAAAGCAGAUUAUUGAAUAACAGAUAUUUAAUAAUUUUAUGGUAACUACUUUCUGGUUUUCAGAAAAAAAAAUUCAAAUAUACUCAAAUAUAUCCAAGUUGCCAGAACAAAACAGUGCUGUAGUGUUCUAUGACUCUAACUCUGCCUCACCGAUUAGAGUCAUAGAACACCUCAGCACAGAACAAGCCCUUCGGCCCGUCUAGUCCGCAUUGAAUUAUUACUCUGCCUAGUUCCAUCAACUUGCAUUUGGACCGUUGGCCUCUAUACCCUUCCCAUCCAUGUACCUAUUCAAAUUUUUCUUAAGUGUCGAAAUUGACCCUGCAUCUACCACUUCCUGGCAGCUCAUUCCGCACUCUCACCACUCUGAGUGAAGAAGUAUCCCUUCAUGUUCCCCUUAAACAUUUCACCUUUCACCAUUAAUCUGUGAUCUCUAGUUCUAGUCUUACCCAAGCUCAGUGGAAAAAGCCUGCUUGCAUUUACCCUAUCUAUACCCCUCAUAAUUUUGAAUACCUCCUAUCAAAUUUUCCCUCAAUCUUUUAUGUUCUAGGGAAUAAAGUCCUAAUCUUUUGAAACUGUUCCUAGAACCCAGGUCCUCAAGUCCUGGCAACAUCUUUGUAAAUUUUUUCUGCACUCUUUCAAUCUUAUUCACAUGUUUCCUGUAGAUAGGCGACAAAAAUUCCGCACAACAGUCCAAAAUUCGGCUUCUUCAAAGUACUACACAAUUUCGCCAUAACAUCUCAACUCCUGUACUCAAUACUUUGAUUUAUAAGGCCAGUGUGCCAAAAGAUUUCUUAAUGACCCUAUCUACCUAUGACGCCACUUUCAAGGAAUUAUGUAUCUGUAUUCUGAGAUCCCUUUGUUCUCCCACACUCCUCAGUGCCCUACCACUCAUCAUGUAAAACCUGCCCUGGUUGGUCCUCAAAGUGUGACAUCUCACACUUGUCUGUAUUAAAUUCCAUCUGCCAUUUUUCCAGCUUUUACAGAUUGGUUCAAAGGAAUCCGAGGGGUAAAUAUUCCACAGAGUAGUUAGCAUUUUGAAUGUGCUUCUUAAGGUGUUGGAGGCAGGAGCAGUAUCAAGUUUUAAGAGAUUGUGAGUGAGCAGGACAGACUUAUGGAAUUAAUGUAGGCAAAUAUUAGAUUAGGAUUUUUGCUUCAAGUUCUGGUAUCUAGUCACUUGCAUUUCCUGUAGUAUAAGUAGGGCAAAAGGUCUAUUUCUGUGCUCUACAACUGUGUGAUUAUAACAAUACUAGCUGAUAGAAUAUAGUUAUUAUCACAGGCACAAUAUAAAUAUUAGUUUACACUUGUAUAGUUUCACAAUACAAGCCCUGUGCAGGGAAAUUAAAGCUUGUGGCUAGUUGGUCAGUGUUGAGGAUAUUCCAAAGAUCAUAUUCAUCAACAUCAACUGUAGAAGUUAAUUCUAAUUCCGCUGCUGGUGAGUGGAUUUCACCAUAUGGGCAUAGUUUGAACUAUUUUCUGUGGAAUGGCACUGGAUGUUGCAAAGUUGAUGAAAUUAAAA
Molecule: messenger RNA, 4600 nt
Organism: Mobula hypostoma (lesser devil ray)
Lineage: Eukaryota; Metazoa; Chordata; Chondrichthyes; Myliobatiformes; Myliobatidae
Gene: mtpap
Product: mitochondrial poly(A) polymerase
Exons: 9
Coding region: 26-1750 (574 amino acids)
Cellular component (GO): mitochondrion
Molecular function (GO): poly(A) RNA polymerase activity
Source: RefSeq, a predicted model, not a curated record